This is a messenger RNA of Pseudogymnoascus verrucosus, 896 nucleotides long. RefSeq lists its product as uncharacterized. The record is from RefSeq and is a predicted model, not a curated record. The coding region runs from base 134 to 574 and encodes 146 amino acids. Gene Ontology annotation, biological process: attachment of spindle microtubules to kinetochore; mitotic cell cycle. Lineage: Eukaryota; Fungi; Ascomycota; Leotiomycetes; Thelebolales; Thelebolaceae. The transcript is spliced from 3 exons. Gene Ontology annotation, cellular component: mitotic spindle pole body; mitotic spindle; DASH complex.
AUAUACCACAGUACCAUUGUCGCCCAUUGAACAAUUAGAAGGUCCACUUGCUACCUUUGUGCCAGUCUACAAUAUCUAAGAUAUUUUACUUUGAUACAGAGAAUCUUCUGGGGACAAGCCCAGAAGCGCCACGAUGUCCUACCCCUCACGACCCCUCCCAUCACACUUGCGACAAGCGUCCGCCUCAAACAAUGGAAAUUCGUUGCAAGGACAGUCUCCUGUUCUACUUGCGCGCAUCAACGAGAAACGGCAGGAACUUGAGAAUCUGAAAGAGCUGAGAGAUCUCAGUGCUGGCCUGGCUGGGCAAAUGACCGUUCUGGAGGAGAAGCUUGCAACCCUGUCUAAUGGCACUGAAGCUGUUGCGAUGGUAUUAGGCAACUGGCAUAAUGUUCUCAGGGCGAUAAGCAUGGCAUCAACGAAAAUACCGAUGCCUAAGGACUCCCAAAACUACGAAGAAGAACGAGAUGAGGAUGUACCUCUGCCACAAACCCUUGUCAGGAUUCCCACAGAGCAGGCUCCGUUAAUACAGCAACACGAGGAGGCAGCGAGAGAAGCUAUCAAUGAGGACCAAUAAGGGUUGGAAUAACACUGGAUUGUACAACGCUGGGUUUGGGUUAUACAUAUGACUGAUGAGAUAAUGAGGCUGGUGCAGGAUAUGGAGUCAGGCGUAGGGUUUGGUAGGCUGGUACUGCUGGAAAUACAUGGUAUGGGCAAGUCCAUAGUAGGCUUGUUGCCACAGAUAUGGCGCUUAGUUUCAGCGCACCCACGAGAGGUCGUGAGAGCGUGAGCAUCUAUGGAAUAAAUCGAGUUUCCACUUAACUGUACAUUACCAUGAGUCACUGGAGGCUGGAAGAUUGAAACACACGUUUUGUCGCGUCGCAUUUUCCUAGAAACGC